Symbiodinium sp. CCMP2456 is the source of this 576-nucleotide messenger RNA. The record is from the annotation of a GenBank genome assembly. Lineage: Eukaryota; Dinophyceae; Suessiales; Symbiodiniaceae.
AUGGCUUCCAAGAGAUGCGGUGCAGCUGUGGGUACGGCAGUCGGCCUGGCAGGUGUGGCUGCCGGGAGCGCCUUCCUUGCUGGCACAGGAGGCCAGGUCAAGACCCCGGCGCUUAGAGCCACGGCCACGGCGCAGCAGGCCUCGAGUUCCCCGUCCUCUGCCACGCACUUCGCGGCGGCCUCCAUCGUCGCCUCGGCCGGCGCUUUCUACGCCAGCGGGCGCAAGGUUGCCAAGGGCAACUUCUCCGUGACGGCCCUCAAGGCCUUCGAGUCCGAGCUUGGUGUCCAGGCGCCAGUCGGCUUCUGGGACCCGCUCGGCCUGUCGAGCGAUGGCGAUGCCGAGGUGUUCGCUCGCCGGCGCGAAGUGGAGCUGAAGCACGGAAGGAUCUCCAUGUUUGCCACGAUUGGCUACAUUGUGCCGGAGUACUUCCGCUGGCCGGGUGAGCUCUCCCCGAAGUUGGGCUUGAAGUUCACCGACAUUCCCAAUGGCCUUGCGGCCCUCACCAAGGUGCCCGGUCAGGGCUGGGGGCAGAUUGUGGCAUUCCUGGGCACCUACGAGCUCUUCAUUAACAAGCCA